AUACCAUAGACAAUAGUAACUGAAGAUAGACAGGGGGGCAGAGAUGGGAAGUGAUGAGUAUCUUCCAUUGUUUGAGACAAGGAGAGCUAAGGGUAGAGUCCUAUACAGGCUCCUUGUGGUCUCUGUGUUUGUGGGCAUAUGCUUGAUUUGGAUUCAUAGAGUGAGUCAUAUACCAAGAAAAGGUGAAGAUGGGAGAUGGGGUUGGAUUGGUUUGCUUGGUGCUGAGCUCUGGUUCGGUCUUUACUGGUUGCUUACUCAAGCCCACCGGUGGAACCCAGUCUAUAGGUGCACCUUCAAGGAUAGGCUCUCUCAGAGGCAUGAAAAGGACUUGCCCAAGGUGGACAUAUUUGUGUGCACAGCGGACCCUGUCAUUGAGCCACCAGUGAUGGUGAUCAAUACCGUUCUGUCAGUAAUGGCAUAUGACUAUCCACCAGAGAAGCUAAGCGUGUAUCUUUCAGACGAUGGUGGGUCAGAUCUUACCUACUAUGCUCUCAGAGAGGCCUCUCACUUUGCUAAGCAUUGGCUACCAUUUUGCAAGAAAUUCAAGGUGGAGCCAAGGUCACCAGCAGCAUAUUUCAACUCAAGUGAUGACCCACUUGAUGCUAAUCAGUCCAAAGAGUUGGUGCUUAUCAAGAAAUUAUAUGAAGAAAUGGAAAGUCGAAUAGAAAAUGAAACCAAGCUAGCUCGAUUCCCAGAAGAAGCACACUCAAAACACAAAGGUUUUUCUCAAUGGGAUUCAUAUUCUUCUCAACGAGACCAUGCCACAAUUCUUCAGAUAAUAAUUGAUGGGAGAGACACCAAUGUCACAGAUAAAGAUGGGUUUGUGUUGCCAACUCUGGUUUAUUUGGCUAGAGAGAAGAGACCCCAGCAUCACCACAACUUCAAAGCUGGAGCUAUGAAUGCAUUGAUAAGAGUGUCAUCAGAAAUUAGCAAUGCGCCAAUCAUUCUUAAUGUGGACUGUGAUAUGUACUCAAACAAUUCACAUUCUGUACGAGACGCAUUAUGCUUUUUCAUGGAUGAAGAGAAGGGCCAUGAGGUUGCUUUUGUGCAGUUUCCACAGAAUUUUAAGAAUGUUACUAGGAAUGAUUUAUAUGAUGCUUUUUUGAGAGUAAGCUCUGAGUUGGAAUUCCAUGGUUUGGACGGUUGUGGAGGCCCUCUAUAUAUUGGAACUGGAUGCUUUCACAGAAGAGACAUUCUAUGUGGGAGGAAAUUCAGUAAGGAAUAUAAGGGUGACUGGAAAAGUGUGAAAGAUAUAAAGAGAGAAGAAAGUGUUCUUGAAUUCGAAGAAAAAUUAAAGGGUCUUGCAAACUCUACCUAUGACAAAAACACUCAAUGGGGAAAAGAGAUGGGAUUGCUAUAUGGGUGUCCGGUAGAAGACGUGAUAACAGGGUUAUCAAUCCAAUGUCGGGGAUGGAAAUCAGUUUACUUCAACCCAUUAAGGAAAGCUUUCUUAGGAGUAGCUCCAAGCACACUCCCUGAUAUACUUGUGCAGCAUAAGAGAUGGUCUGAAGGCGAUCUCCAGAUUUUUUUUUCUAGGUAUAGUCCUGCAUGGUAUGCAUAUGGAAAGAUUAGUUUGGUCCUUCAGAUGGGAUAUUCUGCCUAUUGCCUUUGGGCUCCUAAUUCCUUGGCAACACUAUAUUACUCUGUUAUCCCAUCACUUUAUCUCCUCAGAGGCAUUCCCUUAUUUCCACAGAACUCAAGCCCAUGGUUCAUACCAUUUGCAUAUGUGAUAACUGCUAAGCACAUUUGUGGCUUAGCCGAGUUUCUGUGGUGUGGUGGUACAAUCCUAGGUUGGUGGAAUAGCCAAAGGAUGUGGCUUUACAAGAGAACAAGUUCCUAUCUCUUUGCCUUUAUAGACACCAUUUUAAAAUUACUAGGCUUUGCUGAGUCAGGAUUUGUAAUCUCAACCAAAAUAGCUGACCAAGAUGUGUCCCAACGAUAUGAGAAAGAAAUAAUGGAGUUUGGAACCUCCACUCCAAUGUUCACAAUAUUAUCAACACUUGCAUUGAUCAACUUGGUAUGCUUUGUUGAGGUGUUGAUAGAAGCAUUGAUGGGUAAAGGCAUCAUGAGAGUUUAUGAGACAAUGAGUUUGCAAUUUGUUCUAUGUGGGAUACUGGUUCUCAUCAAUUUGCCUUUGUACCAAGCCCUUUUCCUGAGGAAGGACAAGGGUAAGCUGCCAAGCUCCGUAGCAAUGAAGAUUGGGUUACAGAAAUUUGCUGUGUUAGUAUUGCUGGCACUCUUGUCAAGCCUGCAAACUGUGUUUGGCAUUAGGUUUGUGAUUGAUAGGGAAGAGUGCUUCUCUCACAAUAUUGAAUAUGAGGGGGAUACGCUGCAUAUUUCUUUUGUUGUAAUUAAGGUUGACGGAGCUUGGCAUUAUACUCACGAUGGUGUAGAUCUUGUGGUGAAAGGACCUUCAGGUGAACAGUUACAUGAUUUUCGUGACAAGACAAGUGAGAAGAUUGAGUUUGUGGCUCAAAAUAAAGGAAUCCACCGUUUUUGCUUCACUAAUAAAUCUCCCUAUCAUGAGACAGUAGACUUUGAUGUACAUGUUAGCCAUUUUUCAUACUACGACCAGCAUGCAAAAGAUGAGCAUUUUAAUCCUUUGUUAGAUCAAAUAUCAAAGUUGGAGGAAGCUCUUUACAACAUUCAGUUUGAACAGCAUUGGCUGGAGGCUCAGACUGAACGCCAGGCAAUAGUAAAUGAUGCAAUGGGUCGGAGGGCUGUUCACAAAGCCUUUUUUGAAUCAGCAGCACUUGUUGGUGCCAGCAUUCUCCAAGUUUACCUUCUGCGCCGCCUCUUUGAACGGAAGCUUGGGAUGUCCAGAGUUUAAAUAUGGAAUUGCUAUUGAAUAUUUAUCAUAAGUUAUCAGUUGUAGAAUUUCAAAGUCAGACUCUUGCCUGAAGCUUUUGUUUUCCUUUUUCUUAGUAACCAAGGAGAAGAAAAAACAUACAUAGAAACCAAUUUGCUAACUCUCUGGCAACCUUUCCUUCGAGUAAUGAUUUUCAUGAGGCACAAAUACAUGCAUUUCAGCCCAA
Quercus robur (English oak) is the source of this 3035-nucleotide messenger RNA. Its product is annotated as transmembrane emp24 domain-containing protein p24beta2-like. The record is from RefSeq and is a predicted model, not a curated record. Gene Ontology annotation, biological process: Golgi organization; endoplasmic reticulum to Golgi vesicle-mediated transport; cellulose biosynthetic process. Gene Ontology annotation, cellular component: endoplasmic reticulum; plasma membrane; COPII-coated ER to Golgi transport vesicle. Lineage: Eukaryota; Viridiplantae; Streptophyta; Magnoliopsida; Fagales; Fagaceae. Gene Ontology annotation, molecular function: mannan synthase activity; cellulose synthase (UDP-forming) activity. The transcript has 12 exons. The coding region runs from base 44 to 2830 and encodes 928 amino acids.